Messenger RNA from Mizuhopecten yessoensis (Yesso scallop), 2823 nucleotides. RefSeq names its product actin-related protein 8-like. The record is from RefSeq and is a predicted model, not a curated record. Gene Ontology annotation, cellular component: Ino80 complex. Gene Ontology annotation, biological process: double-strand break repair; regulation of DNA-templated transcription. The transcript is spliced from 12 exons. NCBI's taxonomy places the organism in Eukaryota, Metazoa, Mollusca, Bivalvia, Pectinida, Pectinidae. Bases 84 to 1886 code for a protein of 600 amino acids.
CAUACUUUGAUGACGUAGUACACUAUUGACUGUAGAAAGGAAGGAGCAGGUGGCUGAUCAAAUGAAGAAUAAACCCAAAUAAGAUGCCAACUCCUGCUGCAAAACGACUCUAUACACAGGCACCCGAUCCUGCAUCGGAGCCAGUUCAAACAGCAACAACUGUUGUCAUUCAACCUGGAUCUUACAACCUAAGACUUGGUAGAGGUUCCGAUGGACUGCCUAUCACAAUUCCACAUUGUAUUGCACGUAAGAAAAAGGACCCUAGCAAACCACUUCAGUCGACUCCGUGGAUUCUUCGUCCUGAAUGUCAGCAACCAGAAAGCAAAUACCAGCAAAGACAGGGGCUGAAGCAGGCAGAGGAAGCUCUAGCCUACAAGCCAACAUCUACUGGGGAGUAUAGACAGCCGACAUCACACAAACUGCUAUAUUCCCACAACAAUAAUGUCCGAGGACAGUUGACCGAGGUCAUUUGUCCACACAGGUGGACUACCAUUGACCAGAGUUUGCCUUUUGUAAUAGGAGAAGAGGCCUUAUAUAUGAACCCAGCAGACAAUUAUCAUCUUCAUUGGCCGAUGCGAGGCGGACAUUUAAAUAUUCACAAUGGACCAGGGGGAACACUGACAGCCGUCAUGGCUGACAUUGAGACCAUAUGGGGUCAGGCCAUCCAAACUCUGCUGGAUAUUCCUCUCAAAGAUCUCAAGCUAUAUAAAGCCCUCCUCCUGAUACCAGAUGUGUACAUCCACCAUCAUGUAAAACAUAUGAUGGACAUUCUGUUGGAGAAACUGGGCUUCGGGGCAGCUGUCGUACAUCAGGAAUCUGUGUGUGCCACUUUUGGUGCAGGGGUGGGCAGUGCCUGUGUGGUAGAUGUUGGCGACCAGAAAACAAGCGUGUGUUGUGUGGAGGAUGGAAUAUCUCACAAAAAUACCAGAAUAACAAUGGAAUAUGGAGGAAGUGACAUCACCAGGUGUUUCCAUUGGUUACUUGGGAAGUCUGGGUUCAGCCCACGUGAACUUGACCCCAGAAAUACAAUAGAUGGACUACUGCUGCAGGAAUAUAAAGAAUCAUACUGCCACCUAGACCAAGACAACUUUGGAGUGAAGGACAGAUCAAUACUUAUACGGAAACCAGAACAAAACAUUAUUAAAUAUGCUAUGAAGUUUGGUGAUGAGACAAUUCUGGCUCCCAUGAGUUUGUUUUUCCCAGACAUGCUCGGUCUACAAGGGUCUGAUCUCAUACAUGUCCAGAGUCGCUCCGAUGGUGACCCGGCGGACCCUCAUGACGAGUUCUUUCUCCGCCAGACCACUUCCAGGGAGGCAAAAUUAGCAAAGAAAAAAGACAACACAGAGAUGAGCCGAGACAACUCUGAGGCCAACCUAGGACAGCUGGACGACACACAGGUCCAGCAACAGAUGGACGAGGACUCCAACGAUGCUCCCGACAAUCUCCAAGUGACAGGUGGAGACGGCAACAAGGGGACACGGCGACUGGACAUCGAGGAGGAGCAGGAAAUGGAAUCUGAGCCAGUGUUACAACUGAUGGGGGUCGACCAGGCCAUUCUUCAGAGUAUAGACAGAUGUGGGAGUGACGAGGUGAAGAAGAAGAUGUAUAGCUGUAUCAUUGUGGUGGGAGGUGGGAUGAUGUUUGAGGAGGCCCAGCAGUGGCUGCAGUACCGGGUCUGGGUAGGCAUGCCUCCCCAGUACAGACUUAUGCUAGAAACCAUGGACGUACUCACACGACAGAAGGACAUGGACCCAACCCUCACCUGUUGGAAGGGAGCGUCUGUACUAGCCUGUCUGGACACCACACAGGAACUCUGGAUCAAACAGCACGAGUGGCGUCAGUUCAACGUCCGCAUGUUACGGGAAAGAGCCCCUUUCAUGUGGUGAUGAUCACAGGUUCUAUAUUCGAGGGUGGAAAUAAAACUUGGAAAAUCUGUGUGGCAGAUAGCAUUGCAGAAAUCACCAUCAGUUGUUCACGUGUUCAUUCAACAAAACCUUAGAUCAUAUUGAUCCAAGUUAAGCGUCAAGUGAAUAUUUCUUGAUCUGCAUUGAAUAAUGCAAGAAAUGAAUAGAUGUAGAAACAUGAUGAUUAAACAGGAUUCCUGUUCAGUGCUGCUUUUACACAAAGCUAGAGUAAGCAGUAUGGUACUCAUGUGCUAGUGAAACUCACAUGAUGGUUAAGAGAGAAGAUAGCCUUCUGAAAGUCAUUGUUAGAGAUCAGACUUACAGUAUGGAAGAAAACUUUAACACAUAAAUCUUAAUCAAAGUGACACUAUCUGCAUCUGAUGGAGUAAUGGAAAAUCACAGAAAAUGACCGAAAUAUCUUGACUGCAUUCACUAAUUUUGUGAAUCUGUUAGAAAUGUUGAUUAGUGGAUAAUAAGGUGUGCUAGUUCUCUUUGGGAUCCUUUUAGUAUCUCCUUUUAAAAUGUUACAUGUAUCAAUGAGGCAGAAAUAGAAAUUUUGUAAAAGAAGAUAGUCAGUUAUUCUUAACUAUUAUGCACAGAGGAAAUUAGUCAAUUAUUCUGAACUAUUAUGCACAAAGGAAACUGAAGAAUGUAACCAGCCAAAUCUCCACACACAAUAACCUCUGGCAUGACAAAGAGAGACUUUCCCUUCAUGUUCGAAGUAGUAUGACAGAUAAUGUAUAUAGUAUGGCAGAGUGUGACUUAUGAUACAUGAACAAAGUGUGAAAUGUGCUAUGAUAGGAAAUAUUUGAAUGAAAGUAUGUGUAACAGAUCAGAAUAAAAGUACAUGAUUGUGCUAUGAAUGAAAUAAAACAACAAUUGUUUUAACAUUGGAAAAGUUGUAUGUCAUUUUUUGUUU